Candidozyma auris is the source of this 747-nucleotide messenger RNA. RefSeq lists its product as uncharacterized. The record is from RefSeq and is a predicted model, not a curated record. Gene Ontology annotation, molecular function: biotin--[biotin carboxyl-carrier protein] ligase activity. The coding region runs from base 1 to 747 and encodes 248 amino acids. Gene Ontology annotation, cellular component: cytoplasm. The transcript has a single exon. Lineage: Eukaryota; Fungi; Ascomycota; Pichiomycetes; Serinales; Metschnikowiaceae.
AUGAACGUCCUCGUGUACCUGGGCCGGGGUACCACCCCAGAGCUGGUGAAACAUGCAGUGGAGUCACUUAGGCUCCAUCUUCUGCCUCACUACGCUGUAGUGACAGUCUCGGAGAAUGCACUAUUAAAUGACCCCUGGCAGUACAAAACACUGAUGCUAGUUAUUCCAGGCGGUGCUGAUUUGCCUUACUGCGAUGCCUUGAAUGGAGAAGGCAACGGAAAAAUCUCCCAGUUUGUGAGGAAAGGGGGCAGAUACCUAGGCUUCUGUGCGGGUGGAUAUUAUGCUGCUAAAAGGUGUGAAUUUGAAGAAGGCGAUCCUGUGAUGGAGGUGAGCGGAUCAAGGGAAUUGGCGUUCUUUCCUAGCACCGCUCGUGGAUGUGUCUACAAGGGCUUCGACUACGAGUCUCAUUCAGGCAGUAAAGCUGUCACAAUGGAGGUGAACACUGAUGCUUUGCCUCUGAGCCCGCUGAAGGUCGUGGUAUACUACAAUGGUGGUGGUUUGUUUGUGGAUGCGUCGAAGCAGCGGAAUGUGGAGAUAUUGGCUCGAUACUCAGAGCCAAAGGCGGACAUCCAAGAUAACGACAUGGCCGCUGCUGUGUAUUGUAAAGUUGGCAAGGGGUGCAGUGUGCUUUUUGGAACCCACCCGAAUUCUCUCCAGCUCUCAUGCGUGCGGAAUCUUUGGAUGACCACUUUGACCAGGUCAUUUCUCAGAUCAAACCCAAUGACCGUGAGAGAAAGCUCUUUUUGA